GUAUGGGUUGGGGAGUCAACCAAACCUAUUUCUGCUCAUCUCUCUUGCUUCCCCCCUUGGAUUCAUGAGGCCUGGUAGUGUCCACAUGUGAUAAGUCUAUUUCUAUCGUCCACACCACACCAGCUCACACAAAUCACUGUGCCUCGUAUAAUUUUCCGUCUCCCAGCGCCGAUCGAGUUCCUUAUUCUUCGGCUACAGCGUGUGCCCUCUCGUUAUUAUUGCCUGGAGAUCUUGUUGCAUGCCCUAGGGAAACUUGAUGAGUUUUGGAGGUUUGUUCGGCGGCGGUGGCAGCGGCAGCGCCGGCCGAAUAGGGAUGACUACUGAUUUCUCUCAUCGCACAUCCGCCGUCAUUUCCCAGCCACUCCUCGACUCUUCUUCCGUCUACAAGCCACUGUUCCCUUCCUCUGGCCUCUCGCUCGCCCUGCUUGCGAACAUGGAAGGCCAAAGCGGCGACAGGGCGAACCGGACUCGCACAUCUGGAAAAGCUGGUGGAGGCGAGCUGGAGUCGUCACUGCGUCGGAACAAGGAAGACGAGAAUGAGAGCAGGUCCGGAGGAAGCGAUAAUUUGGGAGGCGUCUCCGGAGAUGACUUGGAUUUGGAGCAGGAGAAUCCCCGCAAGAAGAAGCGAUACCAUCGCCACACCCCUCAGCAAAUCCAAGAACUCGAAGGGUUCUUCAAAGAAUGCCCUCAUCCUGAUGAGAAACAAAGGUUGGACCUAAGCAAGAGGCUGUCUUUGGAGACUCGCCAGGUCAAGUUUUGGUUCCAGAAUCGUCGAACGCAGAUGAAAACUCAGAUGGAGAGGCACGAGAACACGAUUCUUCGGCAGGAGAACGACAAGCUCCGCUCUGAGAAUUUAUCGAUCAAGGAGGCGAUGAGGAAUCCCAUCUGCAACAACUGCGGCAGCCUGUCCUUGCUCGGCGAAGUGUCUCUCGAAGAGCAGCACUUGAGGGUAGAGAACGCCCGGCUGAAGGAUGAGCUCGAUCGCGUUUGCUCCCUCAUCAGUAAGUUCAUCGGCAAACCUCUUUCCUCUUCCACCACGCAGAUCGCUCUCCCCAUGCCGAGCUCCGCCCUGGAGCUCGCCGUCGGGUCCAAAUCUUUCGCCAGUUUGAGCUCCAUGGUCUCCGCGACCUUGUCGUCCGUCAUCGAUUUCACCGCAGGAGCGUCGAGCCCUCUCGGCUCCGUCAUAACUCCCGUGAGGAGCGUGGUUGUGGGAGGAGUGGAUCGAUCGCAGGAGAGGCUUGUGUUCUUGGAGCUCGCACUGACGGCGAUGGAUGAGCUGGUAAAGAUGGCCCAGAUGGAGGAGCCUCUUUGGAUUUCGAGCUUGGAUGGAGGCAGGGAGACGUUGAACUACGAGGAGUACCACCAAAAUUUCCCUCGCUGCAUCGGCGCCAAGCCCAUUGGGUUCGUGUCCGAGGCGACUAGGUCUAGCUGCGUCGUCAUCAUCAAUACCUUGGCACUGGUCGAGACACUCAUGGACGCAAAUCGGUGGGCAGAUAUGUUCCCUUCGGUGAUCGCAAAGACCACCACCGCGGAUGUGAUCUCAGCCGGAAUGGGUGGCAGCAGAAAUGGCGCAUUGCAACUCAUGCAUGCGGAGCUUCAGGUUCUGUCACCGCUUGUGCCUGUCCGAAAAGUCCAGUUCCUUAGGUUCUGUAAGCAGCUCGCGGACGGAGCUUGGGCUGUGGUGGACGUCUCCUUUGAUGGGGCUAGAGACAACUGCCCCGGCGACAGCAUGGGUUGCUGCCGCAGGCUGCCUUCUGGUUGCGUGGUGCAAGAGAUGCCCAACGGUUAUUCUAAGGUCACGUGGGUGGAGCAUGCAGAAUACGACGAGGCGGCGGUGCACCCGCUCUUCCGUCCGGUGCUAAGCUCCGGCAUGGCGCUGGGGGCUCCCCGUUGGAUCGCUGCCCUGCAACGCCAGUGUCAGUCCUUGGGCGUCCUCAUGUCCUCCCCAUCAACGGACGGCGCCAACACGAUAACCCAGAGCGGACGGCGGAGCAUGGUGAAACUGGCGCAGCGCAUGACGGACAACUUCUGCGCCGGGGUGUGCUCGUCGUCGGCGCACGAGUGGAACAAGCUGCGCGGGGGCGUCCACAUCGGCCAGGACGUCCGAGUGAUGACGCGGCAGAGCGUGGCGGACCCAGGCGAGCCACCGGGCGUGGUGCUGAGCGCCGCCACCUCGGUGUGGCUCCCCGCUACGCCACAGCAGCUCUUCGACUUCCUCCGCAACGAGCAGCUUCGGAGCCAGUGGGACAUCCUCUCCAAUGGCGGCCCGAUGCAGGAGAUGGCUCACAUUGCUAAGGGGCCGGACUCCGGCAACGCCGUCUCCCUCCUCCGCGCCAGCGCGGUGAGCGCGGACCAAAGCAGCAUGCUGAUAUUGCAGGAGACGUGCACGGACGCGUCGGGGUCGCUGGUGGUGUACGCCCCGGUGGACGUGCCGGCGAUGCAACUAGUGAUGAGCGGCGGCGACUCCUCCUACGUCGCCCUUUUGCCGUCGGGCUUCGCCAUCCUGCCCGACGGCGACGUGGGUAAGGCGGGGGGAGGGUCGCUGCUGACGGUGGCGUUCCAGAUCCUGGUGAACAGCCUGCAGCCGACGGCGAAGUUGACGGUGGAGUCGGUGGAGACUGUCAACAACCUAAUCUCCUGUACGGUGCAAAAGAUCAAGGCGGCCCUCAACUGCGAUGCUUGAUGUGCGUGUCAUGGGUUGAGGUUGAGUCAAGAACGAACCGCACGCAUGACGACGCGUCAUAGAGACUGUUAGUGGUUCGGGUAUUGACUCGGUCCGAUCAACAAUGUUUAGUCAUGGUAGUGUUGGUUAAUUAGGCAUGAUGACUUCUUAGUCGCUAUUGUAGUCCUUCAUAAAUAGUUGGUAGGAAUCAUGGAGUUAAUUAAUUGUAGUUGUCAUGUUUCCGGGGUCAUAUUUAGUCGUACAAUAAAACAGUGCAAGUAUUAAUCUGA
Zingiber officinale is the source of this 2952-nucleotide messenger RNA. RefSeq names its product homeobox-leucine zipper protein ROC5-like. Lineage: Eukaryota; Viridiplantae; Streptophyta; Magnoliopsida; Zingiberales; Zingiberaceae. The record is from RefSeq and is a predicted model, not a curated record. Gene Ontology annotation, biological process: regulation of DNA-templated transcription. The transcript is spliced from 10 exons. Gene Ontology annotation, molecular function: DNA binding; lipid binding; DNA-binding transcription factor activity, RNA polymerase II-specific. The coding region runs from base 257 to 2683 and encodes 808 amino acids.